Molecule: messenger RNA, 1530 nt
Organism: Brugia malayi
Lineage: Eukaryota; Metazoa; Nematoda; Chromadorea; Rhabditida; Onchocercidae
Gene: Bma-rle-1
Exons: 12
Coding region: 1-1530 (509 amino acids)
Source: RefSeq, a predicted model, not a curated record
AUGGCCCCUACAGGUCAGAGCGCUUCAUGGUCUGACGUGCUUUGUUGCCGUAUCUGUUCAGAACUUUUUAGCUCCAAAAAACUGCCAAUAAAUCUUGCUUGUGGUCAUACAAUAUGUCAUAAUUGUCUUAAUGAGCUUAACACAAGUACCUGUCCGUUGGAUCAGACAGCAAUUUCCAUUCCUUUCGAAAAAUUACCUCCAAAUCUUGCAUUGCUCUCAAUCCUCUCAGAAUUUAUCAAUAGUAAACCGGAAAUUAAUCAAGAACUGUCCGAUGAAUAUCGACAUAUUGAGUCGAAUCUCGUCGAACUAGCCUCUUAUUUACAUCCUGUCGAGUGCUUAUUUGGAGGAAGUGUUUGGAGUGAUGAGUUAAGCAGGCCGAUGCAGCGCAAAUUAAUAUCACUGUUGUGUUAUCAGUUGAUGGAAUAUAAGGGUCUGCAGCGGGCACUUAAAACAGCACGUGCUUUGGCAGAACGUGCUCUUUCAGAAUUGGUCAUUUAUCAUCAAAAUAAUUCUAAUAUAUCAACAAUUUUGUGGUCUAGUAUACGUUCUAGAGGAUGCCAGUUCUUAGGUCCAGCAGCUAUGCAAGAAGAAAUUCUGAAGCUUAUUUUAUUGAUACUUUCGGACGGUGCAUUGAUAUCUCGUAAAACUUUGGUGUUAUAUAUUGUGCAGACACUGCGGGUUGAUUAUCCGCAAGCUUCGAAAACGUGUGUUGGUCAUGUUGUACAGUUGCUUUAUCGAGCUGGUUGCUUUCAUGUAUUAAAACGUGAAGGUGAAUCGUCAUUGAUGCAAUUGAAAACACAGUUUCGUGAUUAUGACGCACUGCGUCGUGAGCAUGAUGCACAAAUCGUACAAGUAGCUUUUCAGCAAGGUUUGCGUAUAUCUCCAGAUCAUUGGUCGGCUUUACUGUAUGGUGAUCAGCAUCAUAGAUCUCAUAUGCAAAGCAUUAUAGACAAACUCCACUCAACUCAAGAUUUCGAACAACAAGUCAGAGACUUGAAAACAGCAAUAGAACAGUGUUCUGGGCGAGAUAUGCUUAUUCCAGCAUUCGAGCAUUUCGAACGCUUUGCUAAUUUUGAUUAUUUAAAUGAAUUACCAGAUUGGACAUUGGCAGUACAUUUAUUCGAUUCGUUGUUAUUUAUAAUAAAAACAUAUGUAAAAUUCACACGGAUGAGAAGCAUAGCUAGAUUCAUUCCUGCAACUAAAUGUCCCAUGAAUCUAGUUCGAAAUUUGGCACCAGUAGCACAGCCUCUUUCAACACCAACGACCCCCUUAGUACUGCUGAUGAUGCAAGCAGUUAAUCAUUUCCUUUCUCCACCUUUAUUCCCAGUAGCCACACCGGUACAAGUUGGAGUCCCUGUUUCUAUUGAUAUGACACCAGUUUUUUCAGUACCUUCAUCAUUCUCACAAAUAUCUCCGAUUAGAUCUGGUGAUAUUGAUUCUUGUGUUCAAGAUAUUUAUGUAUCAGAAGAUAAUGGAGUGAAUGGAAAGCAGUUAGUUAUUCCAAAAUAUAUGGGAAUUGCAUCACAGUGA